Pseudoliparis swirei is the source of this 12753-nucleotide messenger RNA. Its product is annotated as DNA-dependent protein kinase catalytic subunit-like. The transcript is spliced from 86 exons. Gene Ontology annotation, biological process: telomere maintenance; intrinsic apoptotic signaling pathway in response to DNA damage; double-strand break repair via nonhomologous end joining. The record is from RefSeq and is a predicted model, not a curated record. The coding region runs from base 105 to 12425 and encodes 4106 amino acids. Gene Ontology annotation, cellular component: nucleus. Gene Ontology annotation, molecular function: protein binding; DNA-dependent protein kinase activity. NCBI's taxonomy places the organism in Eukaryota, Metazoa, Chordata, Actinopteri, Perciformes, Liparidae.
UUCAAACACUUUCGCCCUUCUUCUGGUGAAUGUACUUCAUGAGAGAAAGUAGGGUGGCUGAAGUGAUGCUAACGUUAGCUUAGCCCCGCGCUGCAGCUAACGCUAUGUCUUCAGAGAGCAACGCUGCUGGAGGCGUUCAGGGGCAUCUCCUGAAACUUCAUGAAUAUCUCGCAGACGAAGACACACGAUCCGCAGCUUUGAAAUGCCACGAUAUUAUCGGUGACCUGGGACAAGAGUGCAUGCUCACACCAACCGACAACGAACUUGCUUUGCAGACGUCCUUAUUGUUCUCAAAAGACUAUGGACUGCUCAGCUUCCUCAGGAAGUCCCUGGCGUCAGAGGAGUUCCGGGACACCCGAGUUGAGAUCUUGGGUUUUUUGGAGAAAUUCUUGGACAGGGUCUCACCAAGUGUCAAGGGUUGGGAGAAGACAUACGCCACUGACAUAAAAGACACAUGCAUGGUUGUGUAUACGAAGGAGAAAGCAGCCAAGUGUCGGUCUCUGGUGCUGGAUCUCCUCAUCAAGGUUCUCCAAACAACAAAAGCUUCCAGUGUGGUUGCAGAGCUUCGAGUCUGCGACAUAUUCAACAGGUUUUACGGCGAGCUCUGUCAGAGGAGCAAACUGCCUGAUUCAGUCCUCGGCAAAAUCUACGAGUUGCUGGGAGUUCUCGCAGAGGUUCACCCCAGUGAGAUGGACAAGAACUCUGACAAACUCUUCAAGGCCUAUCUAGCGGAGCUCAAGGAACAGAUGACCUCUAGAACAAAGGAGCCCAAACUUUUUGUUGUAGCUGGAUGUUUGAGAGGAAUCACUGCGCUUAUGGUCAACUUCCCUAAAACAAUGGAGGAAGACCCAGCAACGUCCAAGGACAUUUUCCAGUAUGCCCUGAAGGCCGUCAGCCCGCAGAUGUCGAUGACGCGCUACGCUGUCACAUUCGCCGGCCUCAGACUCCUCGCCAAACAUGCGUCCCAGUUCAGCAGCUGCCUCAUGGACCACUACGGAGAUUUGUUCGAGGUCAUGUCGAAGCUCUGUGGACAUGGCAACGCUGAGAUGAAGAAGACGAGUUACUACGCACUUGAGGCCUUCCUCAAACAGGUUGCAUUGCUGGUAGCAGACAAUAUUGAGGAGCACAAAAGCAAGUUGAAGUUCUUCAUGCAGAAGUUCUGCAGCAUCAUUAGAACCAUGGACUCGACGCACAAGGAGCUUUCCAUCGCUAUACGGGGAUAUGGAUUCUUUGCCACCCCAUGCAAGAAAGUUUGCCCACAAGACGUGGACUUGAUGUACACCGAGCUGAUUCAGCGCUGUAAGCAGAUGUAUCUGACCGAGUCCGAUGGGGAGGACGACAGCUUCUACCAGCUGCCCAGCUUCCUGGACGCCAUAGCCAGUGUUCUGAUUCACCUGGACAAGAUUCCAGAGGUGUAUACACCGCUGCUGGAGCGUCUCCUCGUGGUGCAGAUCGACAGCUUCCCGCAGUACAGCGAGAAAAUGCAGGUUGUUUGUUGCAGGUCCAUCCUGAAGGUGCUGGUGGCCAUGGCCUCCAAAGGACCGGUCCUUUUGGGAUUCAUUAGCUCUGUGGUGCACCAGGGCCUGAUUCGUGUCUGUUCAAAACCCAUCAUGCUUUCUGAGGACAACGACAGCGGGCUUUCCCAAGUUCACACUGGAAAAUGGAAAGUUCCAUCCAGUCAGAACUACCUCGCCCUGUUUAAAAGUCUUCUAGACUGCCAUCUGCUGAAGGAUUCAGGAUUUUUGGAUGGAGCUUUUGAAAGUCAGAACGCCUCCCUCGUAUCUUUCAGCCGUCUGCUUUACGACGAGUUGGUGAAAUCAAUUCUCAAAAUAUUGGAAAAGUUGGACUUGUCCGUGCAGAAAGUGACAACGGGAGAGGAGGCUCCGGAUGAUGCGGCCCAUGUCCUGCCGUCCUCUGACCCCACAGCUCAUCUGCUGCCCAAUAAGAUCAAAGACUUCACUGCUUUCAUCAACCUGGUGGACUUCUGCAGCGAAUUGUUGCUGACUAAACACCUGGACUAUUUCCAGUCCUGGAUGUAUCCCUUGAGCCAUGAACUUAUCCUCCACUCCAUACGAAAUCCACUUGUCAGUGGCUUUUACAAGCUGCUCUCUGUCACCAUGAACAUUGCCAAGAGAAUCAAGUACUACCAGGGAGUUGGCCCGAGAAGCUCCAUGUCACCCCAGAGUGACACGGUGAAGAGCGCUUGUUUCGCUCUCUUCUCUAAGUUUGGAAAAGAGGUGUGUGUGAGAAUGAAGCAGUACAAAGAUGAGCUGCUGGCCUCCUGCUUGACCUUCGUCCUCUCGCUGCAGCACAACAUCGUAGCUCUGGACAUCAAGGCCUACUGCCCUGCUCUCGAGGCGGCUCUGAAGUUGGGUCUGAGCCAUGUUCCUUUGGCCAACGUAGCCCUCGAUGCCCUUGAGGACUGGUCCUCCCACAUUCCUCUGGAGACUAUGCAGCACUGCUAUGCGAGCAUCCUUCCUCUUCUGGAUGGAUACCUGAAAACCACCUCCGACGACAAAGACGACAGCAACUGGGAGGUGACGUCUGCUGUGUCUUCGAGAAGUGACAAAGGAUACAGCCGAGUGAUGACGAGGCUCUUGAAGAAAUCGCGCCAGCUCACCACGGAAGACGCUCCUCUUGUCGCGGUGAGGCUCCGGGUGGUGAAGUUGCUCGGUCACCUGGGAGGACAGCUGAACAGGAACCUUGUAACUGGGGUCUCAUCAGAGGAAACGAUGAAGAGAUUUGUUGCCUGGGAUUCUGAGAAGAGGCUCAGCUUUGCGGUGCCAUUCGCCGACAUGAAGCCGGUCAUCUACCUCGACCCAUUUCUGCCGCACAUCAGUGAACUGGCUCUGUCCACAAGUGACAGACAAACCAAAGUCGCAGCUUGUGAGCUUCUCCACAGCUUGGUGGUCUUCAUGGUUGGGAAAAGUGCUCAGAUGGUGGAGGGGGACAAUAGCUUGCCGCCCAUGUACAAGCUGCACAAGAGGCUGUUUCCUGUGCUUCUGCGUCUGGCAUGCGAUGUGGAUCAGGUGACCAGACAGCUCUUUGAACCGCUGGUCAUGCAGCUGAUUCACUGGUUCACAAACAACAAGAAGUUCGAGAGCCAAGACACAGUAGCUGUUCUGGAGGCCAUCAUGGACGGUGUGGUUGACCCGAUGGAUAGCACUCUCAGGGACUUCUGUGGCCGCUGCAUUGAAGAGUUUGUCAAAUGGUCAAUCAAACAAACCACCCCCAAGCAGCAGGAGAAGAGCCCGACCAACAUGAAGUCCUUGUUCAAGCGUAUCUACAGCUUGGCUCUCCACCCUAAUGGCUUCAAAAGACUUGGUGCAGCCUUAGCGUUCAACAGCAUCUACAGACAAUUCAGGGAGGAGAAGUCCUUGGUGGAGCAGUUUAUCUUUGAAGUUCUCGUCAUAUUUGUGGAAAGUCUGGCUCUUGCACACUCAGAUGAGCGCUCUAUGGGUACAUUGCAGCAGUGUUGCAUUGCCAUUGAUCAUCUGAAAAGAAUCAUCAGUCACAAGGCCCCCAGUCUCAAUCAGCACAACCCCAAGACACGCGUCCCAAGGGGCUUUCCACCUGAUGGGAAGUUGUGCCUCUUUGAUGUGGUGUUAUGGCUCCUGGAACAAUGUGGCCGUCCUCAGUCUGAGUGUCGCCACAAAUGCAUGGCACUGUUCCAUGAGUUCGUUCCUCUCCUCCCAGGAAAGGAGUCUGCAUCUCAGUGGGUAGACGGCAUACUGAAGGAUCACGGCAAAGGUUUCCUGAUCUCACGUUUGGAGGGUGGCGGUCUCCUCUCUCAGCCCACUCUCAGGGACCUGACGGGUCCGUUCAGUGUCAGAGCCACCCUGCUGUGGAUGGACGUACUGCUGGCUGCCCUGGACUGCUACAACACCUUCAUCCACUUGCACAUAAUCAAGCCGAACCUCAUGCUGAGCUCCGAAGAGAAGUCGAGCUUUCUGAAAGGAAUACGUUUUUUCUUGAUGGAGCUGGCAACUCACGAGCUGGCAGCAGCAGAGAGCUGCUUCCCCUUUGGCAAGAAGACAUCUCACUUCAGCCCAAGAGAGGUGGACCAGUACAACUAUAGCAAGUGCACCAUCAUUGUCCGCCUACUGGAGUUUGCCACCAUGAUUCUUGUCAAAGGAGACGAAGAAUUUUGCAAGCUUCUGGAACAAGACAUUUUUGUCUCUGAUUUCUUUGAGCUGACUGUGCUGGUGGUGUGUGAGCCCUCCACUGUGGGGUUCAACAUGGCAGAUGUGGAGGUAAUGAGGAACCUACCAGAAGUGUGCGUUCCUUUACUAAAGGCGCUGCUGGCCUCGCCUUUCCGCACUCGACUUGAAACCAGUUUGCGGAAAAGAAUCUCCAUUAAAAGUGUGGAGGAGUUGUGUGCUGUAGAUCUCUAUCACUCCAGCACCCUCAGCCGCCACGACCAGAUGAAUAUGGUUCUGUCGUCCUGUAAGCAGAUCCACAAAGCCAACUUCCUCAGCUCCAUUCUGCACCGUCAGGAUGGCACAUAUGCCAAAUCCCUUGGGUCCAGACUUCUAAUGGCAGUGUAUAAAGGAAUAGCGCCGGGUGAGGAGCGGAAGGCACUUCCAUCCUUGGACAUAAAUACCAAGAGUCUGGCGGAUGGCCUGCUUCAGCUCGCCUUCUCUCUAAAUCAACAGAGUGAGCAGCUGGUGGACCUGUUGUUGAACACCAUCAUGCUCUCUGUGCCAAUCUCUGGAAGUCAGUGCCAUAACUUCCUGAGCUUCUCGCACGGCGAGUACUUCUACAGUCUCUUCCAGAUGACCAUCAACACUGAGCUGCUGAGAAGUUUAAACACCACGGUGGCACGACUCAUGGAGGCGUCCUCUCAAAACCCCAGCAUGGUGAGCGUGUUGCUGAAUGGCAUUCUGGACCACAGCUUUAGAGAGCGCUCUGUGAGGAAGAACCAGGGGAAACAGCUGGUCGAAGCGGUGCUAGGAAGAUGGAACAGUCUGCAGUCGUGGUGGGAGGGACACUCCUCCACGCCAGAGAGCAAAACGGCCACUCUACUGCUGCUCUCCAAGCUGCUUCAGAUUGACUCUUCCGUCUCCUCCGAUGCCAACCACAAAGCCUUCAAACCGGUGUUUUCCACUUUCACCAUGCUGCUGGUUGACGUGAAUCUGCCACUGAAUCUCAAGAGUCAGGCUCUGCUGGUGUUGCCCUUCUUCACAACCCUCCCAGAGAAGCCACUUGCUGACCUGCAGAAAGCCCUGGACGACCUGGUCGUGUCCCACUUCCCCAUGCAGUCCGAUGAGUUCGCUAAGGGCUCGCUGCAUCGCAACAACUACAUGGACUGUACCCGAAAGUUGCUGGAUGCCCUUGAGCUUUCUCAGAGCCCACUUCUUCUCAAGCUGAUGGCAGGGAUUCUGUGUCGUGACAGAAAACACAUCAUGGAGGAGACCUUCCAAACCUGUUUCCAAAGAAUCGCUAGCCGGUCGAGCAGCGAGCGGCAGCUGCAGCUGCUGUGCACCGUGUUCGGGGUGAUCCAGCGGGGCGACGUGCCGAUGAGCUCCGUGCUGGAGGCCAUGAUGGAGAGGGUCCUGCUACCUCUCGCCUCUCACUGCAGCACCAAGGCCCUCAAUGACUUCUUUGUCACCAAUGUGUCUGACAUCAUAGUUUUGCUGCUCAGUCGCUUCACAAAGUCAAAUGAAAUGGAAUUUGAGAUCCAGUUGAUGAAGAAGAACGGCUGCUUCAAGCUGAUGGAGCUCCUGUAUUGUCAGCUUUCCAAAGAAGAGGUUUACUCCAAGGGAUCCCGCAUUAAUCAAGCCUACUGUCGAUCAGACAAACCCGAAGGGAAUGAGUUGUCCAAGACCUUGAUCAAGUCGUGUUUUGAAGCCUUCACUGAGAACAUGGCCGGUGAGACUCAGCUGCUUGAACUGAGGAGGCACUACCACUGUGCUGCGUACAACUGUGCCAUCGCCGCCAUCAGCUGUAGCUUCAAUGAGCCCAAGUUCUACUACGGCUUCCUCUUCAGUGAGAAACCCGAGAAGAAUCAGUUAAUUCUGGAGAAUAUCAUCGACGUUAAAAGGACCUACAACUUUCCAAUUGAAAUUGAAGUCCCACUUGAGAGAAAGAAGAAAUAUGUCAUGAUUCGUAAAGAAGUGAGCGAGGAGAGUGGAGAAGCGCCAGUGUACCUGUCGUCCCAGUCUUACAUGGCCGACAGCAGCCUGAGUGAGGAGAUGAGCCAGUUUGAUUUCUCCACCGGAGUCCAAAGCUUUUCCUUCAGCUCCCAAAACCCAGAAGGACACAGGCGACCUGUUGCAAAAAGAGAAACGGAGGAGAAAAAUCCCUCCCAGGAUGCAAUGGUGGAUCUAGAAAUGGAUGAGCUGAAUCAGCAUGAAUGCAUGGUGACCAUGACUGCUCUUAUUGGACACAUGCUAAGGAACAACAUAACCCCCAAAACGGAACAGGGAACCAUGCCGAGUGAACUGCCUCCAUGGAUGAAAUUUCUACAUGGCAAACUAUCAAAUCCAGCGACACCUCUGAAUAUUCGACUCUUCAUCUCAAAGUUGAUCAUCAACACAGAGGAGGUUUUCCGGCCUUAUGCCAAGCACUGGCUGGGGCCGCUCCUGCAGGUCGUCGUUUCUGGAAACAACGGAGGAGAGGGGAUCCAUUUUAUGGUGGUGGACAUUAUCGUCAUAGUGCUCUCCUGGACGAGCCUGGUCAGCCCCAAGGGAAACCCCAGAGAUGAAGUGCUCGCCAACCGGCUGUUAGAGUUCCUGAUGAAGCAUAGCUUCCACUCCACGAGGGCAGUUUUCCGGCACAAUCUGGAGAUCAUUCGUACCGUGGUUGAGUGCUGGAAAGACUGCCUCCAUGUGCCUUACAGUCUGAUAUAUGAGCGUUUUCGUGGCACGGACCCAAACAGCAAAGACAACUCUGUUGGACUUCAGCUCCUGGGAAUCAUCCUGGCAAACAACCUCCCUGUUUACGAGGCCUCGUGUGGAAUUGAAUACGACAGGUACAUCCAGUCUCUCACCAACAACGUGUCCUUCGUGAGAUAUAAAGACGUCUACGCAGCUGCUGCUGAGAUUAUUGGCCUCACCCUGAAGAACAUGAGUGAAACGGACGCGCAUCGGCAGAAGCUUCUCAGUGCUGCUGCAAAUAAUAUAACCAAUCUGAAGAAAAAAGACAUGGAUGACAAGUUCAUUAUUUGCUUGAACAAAGUUUCAAAGCACUUUCCUCCGUUUAUGGAUCGGUUUUUCAACCAUGUGUUCUCCCUCCUGCCCAAACUGCACGGCAUCUUAAAGACUCAAUGUUUGGAGUGCGUGCUGAGCCGUGCUGAUGUCAUCCCGGACAUCUUUCUCCAUCUGAAGACCACAGGCUUUAUCCAGAUGAUGGGCCACAGGGAUGAAGCCAGGCAGAGAGUGUGUCUGGAUAUCAUCCACAAGAUCAUCGCCUGCCUGAGUCCAGUUCAGCUUCAGGAGCUCCUGGGAGCCGUGACGGCGUUUGUCUCCCAUCCUUCACCAGUGUGCAGAGAGAGGAUGUAUGACAUCCUCAUGUGGAUCCAGGACAACUACAGUGAUGCAGAGAGCAUGGAGGACAGCACCUCAAUCGAGGUUUUGAAUGCAGCGAAAGAAACACUACUUCAGGGACUGGCUGAAGAAAACCAAGGCCUUCAGCUUUAUGUUCAUAACUUCUGGAGUCAGGAGAAGCGCCUACCAACUGCGACCCUGGAGCGGAUGUUGACGGUGCUUGGUUCUCUCUACUCCCGUCCAAUAGAGAGGCAUUUCUUGAGCUUGGCUACCAAUCUGCUGCUGGAAAUGACCAGCCAGAGUCCCGACUUCAAAAGAAACAUCUUUGAGUACCCACUGUCAGAGUGUACCUUCCAGGACUAUGUGAUCGACUCCAACUGGCGCUUCAGGAGCACAGUGAUGACUCCCAUGUUUGUUGAAACCCAAAGAUCUCAAGGCCCGGAGAGUGUGGCAGCGUCGCAGUCUGGAGGCCUGAUGGGGAAGGUCCGAGCCACUCAGAGUUCAUUAGAGUUCAGCCAAACCCAAACAGCAGGUCGCCGUUCAGCCUAUAAUUGGCUGACGGGCAGCACGGUGGACACACUAGCAGAGCACACACUUGGCUCUGAGUCUCUGUCGUCAUUGUUGGCGUUUGAUAAGAAAUCAGAGAGGCAAACUACAGCGAGGAGACCAGUGGGAGAAGGCUUUGGGCUGAGGCGCCUUACUGUAUCAACCGAUGAGGUGGACAGUCGCACUAAUGCGGCAAAUGAGCAGCGCAGUAGCAUCCUCAGAUUGAGGCGCAGAUUUCUCAAAGAUCAGGAGAAAGUCGGCUUGACUUUUGCGCAUAAAGAGAUCCAACAACAAAGACAGAAAAAGGUAGACAAAGCUGAUCAAAGGCUGCGAAAAGAGGCUCAGGUGACUCUCUAUCGUAACUACCGAGUGGGAGACUUCCCAGACAUCCAGAUCCCAUACAGCAGCCUCAUCGCCCCCCUUCAAGCCUUAGCCCAGAGAGAUCCAAUUUUAGCCAAACAGCUGUUUAGCUCCCUGUUUGCUGGAAUCUUCCAAGAGAUGGAAACGCACAAAACGAGAGAGGAGAGCGGGAGGAUUAAAGAGGAGCUGCGAGGCACCAUGAAUACAUUCCUGACCAAGAGCACCCUCUGCUUCCCUCCAUUCAUAGCAUGUGUUCAGGACAUGUGCCGCCAGCAUCAGGAGCUGCAUCAAGUCGACCCAGCCGCCAUCAGCUCCACCUGCCUGAUGAGCCUCCAGCAGCCGUCGGGCAUCCUGCUGCUGGAAGAGGGCUUGUUGCAUGACGGGGGCCAGAACGAGCCUCCUGCCAAGCGAUCACGAGGACACAAAGAAAUCCCCCCAGAGACCAACAAAUGGAUCCACCUAGCAAGGCUUUACAGGUCGUUGGAGGAUUAUGAUGUCGUGCGCGGCAUCUUUGGGGGUAAAGUCGGGACCAAGUCGAUCACCUGCACUGCGCUUCAAGCUGAAGCCAACACUGACUUUGCAGAAGCUGUGAAGCUUUACAAUGAGGCCCUGAACACUGAGGAUUGGAGCGAUGGCGAGCCCACCGACUCUGAGAAGGACUUCUGGGAAAUAGCUGCCAUGGACGCCUACGCCCACCUGACUGAGUGGAAGUCUCUUCAGUACUGCUCCACCGUGAACAUAGAUGAAAACUCCCCGCCCAACCUCGAGAGGAUGUGGUCGGAGCCGCUCUACCAGGAGAUGUACCUGCCGCACAUGAUUCGCAGCAUGCUGAAGCAGCUGCAGCUGGGUGCGGUGGACCAAACUCUCCUCAGCUUCAUCGACAAAGCCAUGAAGGUGGAGGAGCGCAAAAAGCUGCUGGAAAGUCAUUACAGCCAAGAGCUCAGCUUGCUCUACAUCCUGCAGGAGGACUAUGACCGCGCGACGUACUACACCAACCACGCCAUGCAGCUCUUUAUGCAGAAUUACUCCAGCGUGGACACGCUGUUGACUCAAAGUCGGCUGACCAUCCUGCAGUCAGUGCAGGCCUUGACUGAAAUCCAAGACUUCCUGAUGUUCAUCAAAGGAGAAGUGUCUGUGAGCUCACUCAAGCAGCUCAUCCGACUUUGGACUGAGCGGUAUCCUGACGCUAAAGCGGAUCCAGUGAAUUUAUGGGACGACAUCAUUACAUCUCGAUGUUUCUUCUUGGACAAGAUCCGGGUAAAACUAAGAGGCCACGCUCCCGGUGACAGGAUGGAGGUGGACGGUUCAGAAGACCCAGCGGGAGACAUCGACACGUUGGUAAACGACUGCAAGUUCAACAUGAAGCUACAAAUGGCCGACAGCGCUUGGAAGCAGAAUAACUUCCCUGUGGCCACCAAGCUGCUGAAAGAACUUCGCCAAGAAGCCAAAACAAACAGAGGCUGGUUGCUGCGGUGGGUCCACAGUUUUAGUCGCUUCAACCAGAAACGCAGCCAGACCCAGAGUCCUGUGGAACAGAUCAGUGUCAUGCUGAAGACGAUCCCACUCCUGGAGGAGCUUCAGGCCGACUGUCAGAGUGCCACGGCUAAAGUAUUCAGACACCAGAAGAUACUUCAGGGUACAUCCUUCCACAUCCUGGCCACAGCUGUAAGCAGAAGCCCCUCGGUCCUGGGCACUAUGGACGCUGAGAAAGCUCAGAGAGUUGCAAAGCUUUCUGGAGCGGCUUGGCCCCAUGAGAAUUCAAAGAAAGUGGAAGUGGGGCUGCAGGUGAAAGCAUUGAAGUUGCUGUGUGACGCGACCAGAAAGGCCGAUGAAGAGCUUCAGUCGUAUACUCCGGACUGUGUGGAGAGCAGCAGCAUCAUUGAGACAUACAUGACUUUGGCUAACUUCUGCGACAAACGGCUGCGAGAGGAGGAGCAGAGUGAAACUGAAAGCCAAUUCCCAGAUAUGUUGGCACUGCCCGUUCAUAUAUUGAAGAGCAUGUUGAAAGCACUAAAGAUGAACUCUGAGGAAGCUCGCCUCAAGUUCCCACGUCUUCUGCAGAUCAUGGAGUUGUACCCCUCUGAGACACUGGACCUCAUGAUGAAAGAGAUGGUGUCAGUUCCCUGCUGGAUGCUGAUUGGAUGGAUCAGUCAAAUGGUCGCCCUACUGGACAAGCCGGAAGCUGUGGCGGUGCAGCACUGCAUCGAGCAGAUAGCGGAGUCCUACCCUCAAGCUCUGGUUUACGCUCUGAUGAUCAGCAGGGAGAGUUACCAGUUUGAGGACUCUGCUACAGGCCACCAGCAGCAGGGAUUUGUCAACAGGCUCAUGAGCAUGCUGGAUAAGGGAGGGUCUGUGAAGGACUUUGUGGAUGCACUGCAGCAGCUGACAAACCCUGAAAUGCUUUUUAAGGAUUGGUUGGAUGGUGUGAAAAAUGAAUUGGAUAAACCGAGCUUUGACGAGGAGCGGAUGGGCGUCCUGUACGAGGAGAUGCACGCUUCCCUCGGGGAUUGUAAACGAGGCGGUCACGGAACGUUUCGCAGCAAAUUCAUCCGAAAAUUUGCUAAAGAUGUGGCGACACUGCUGGGAUCUAAAGGCAGAAAUCUGUUCGAGAUGAGGAAAGAAAACCCCGUUUUGAAGCAGUUGGAAGAUCUGGCAGCAUCCAUGCGUGGAUUUCAGAAGGAACCAGGGAACCUGAAGGAAUACUCUCCCUGGCUGAGUGGAUUUAAAGCAGACACAUUCAGCAAUGAGCUGGAGAUCCCAGGACAGUAUGAUGGCAGAGACAAACCUUUGCCAGAAUAUCAUGCAAAAAUAACAGGCUUCGACGAAAGGGUGAAGGUGAUGUUGUCGAUCCGUCGCCCCAAACGUCUGAUCAUCCGCGGGGAUGAUGAGCGUGACCACCCCUUCCUGGUGAAGGGGGGAGAGGACCUCCGCCAGGACCAACGCAUCGAGCAGCUCUUUGGCGUCAUGAACAUUGUGCUGAGUCAUGACGCCGCAUGCACACACAGAGGCAUGCAGCUGCGCACCUAUCAAGUCAUUCCCAUCACCACCAGAAUUGGUCUGAUUGAAUGGAUGGAGAAUACCUGUACUCUGAAAGACUUCCUGUACAACACAAUGACUGACCAGGAAAGGGAAAGGGCCAAAAGGUGUGUUGAAGAUCACAACAAAUGGCUAAAGAAAUUUGCUCCAGAGUUAAAGGGUUUUGCACUGUAUGGACCUGCUUACAAGAAAGCGGGGCGUUCUGAGACGGUCGACGCCUUUUCCAAAGUGUUGCAGCAUGUGCCCAGAGAUCUCCUGAAGAGAGCUUUUCUGAAGAUGUGCAACAGUCCCGAGGCGUUCCUCUCCUUGCGCUCCCACUUCAUCAGCUCUCAUGCCUUGCUGUGCGUCAGCCAAUGGAUUCUGGGAAUCGGUGACCGCCAUCUCUCCAACUUCAUGAUCAAUAUGGAAACGGGAGGCAUGAUCGGCAUCGACUUUGGUCACGCGUUCGGCUCAGCCACACAGUUCCUCCCUGUGCCGGAGCUCAUGCCCUUCCGGCUGACCCAGCAGUUUGUGAAUCUAAUGCAGCCCUUGAGAGAGUCGGGUUUGAUCCAGAGCAUCAUGGUCCACUCCCUCCGCGCUUACAGUGCCGAGCCGGACCUUUUGCUGAACACCAUGGACGUGUUCGUCAAGGAGCCGUCGUUGGACUGGAAGAACUUUGAGCUGAAACAGAUGAAGAAAAAAGGCACAUGGAUGGAGAGCGUGAACACCAAAGAAAUCAACUGGUAUCCUCUACAGAAGGUGAACUUUGCCAGAAGAAAACUGGAAGGAGCAAAUCCAGCAGCUUUAACCAGUGAGGAGCUGAAGCUGGGCUUUGAGACGGACGCUGCCUACCAAGGGAUGCAGUCUGUGGCCCUGGGGGCCGAGGAGCACAACAUUCGGGCUCGGCUUCCAGCCGCCGGCUUGUCGGUGGAGAAGCAGGUGGACUGUCUGCUGGACCAAGCCAUGGACCCAAAUGUGCUCGGCAGAGUUUGGGAGGGCUGGGAACCAUGGUUCUGAUUGUCUGAUAUGUGAAAUAUUUCUAAGAUAGUCAUUCACAAUAAUUGGGAAGCAAAUCGUAUCGAAGGUGCGGUAAAUACAUUUGAGAAGAUGUUUUUUGUUUUUUUUGUGGUCUCAUUCCCUGUAAUGUCAAAUGUUUCCUCUUUUUUAACUGCGGCAGAUAAUUUUCAUAUAUAGUGGGUACGGCAGAGUGUGUGUGGCUUAAAAUCAAGAAAUCUUAAGUUUGGUAAAAAAUGAUUUUGAUUCGACUUGAAAAGAACCAUUAUCAUCAUUACCAUCAUCUAUCAAUGUCUUGUAGCUUCAAUUUCAAAUAAAAAUGUGAAAAAUG